Molecule: messenger RNA, 561 nt
Organism: Auanema sp. JU1783
Lineage: Eukaryota; Metazoa; Nematoda; Chromadorea; Rhabditida; Rhabditidae
Source: the annotation of a GenBank genome assembly
AUGGAUCUUAUUAAAAAUUCAAAAUAUGAGCUCUUGAUUGCCGCAUACAAAAGUAGUCUUCAGAAGAAACACGUUCUUCAAGAUGUCGAAAUCACAUCACAACAACAGGGUGACGAUAUUUUCCGUGCAAUAUUCGAUGCUGGAACAAAACAGAACGUCAACAUCAAAAUGAUUGAGAACUAUGCUCCGAAAGAUAGAGGAGACAACAUUGAUGGAAAAAUUUUGGAGAAUCACAAUGCAAUCAAAAGGAAAUCACUUGAUUUUCAAAAACUAUUGGGCAGAGGUAAAAUGCACAGUAAGUUUAUCAUAUCUGACAAGAAACACGCUUAUAUCGGCUCAGCAAACUUAGAUUGGCGAUCAUUGAACCAAAAACUUGAAAUUGGAGUGUUGAUAAGUGAUUGCGGCUGUCUAGUGAAAGAUUUGGAAGGAAUUUUUGAUAAUUAUUGGAAUCUUCCAAGUCUUACUUUGGCGUCAGAAACACGUUACAACAUGGAAAACCCAUUGAAAAUCAAUAUCAAUGAAGAAGAAAGUGAAAUUUAUGUUGCGGUAAGAAGUUUAUAG